Messenger RNA from Nymphaea colorata (pocket water lily), 2045 nucleotides. RefSeq names its product protein root UVB sensitive 3. The transcript is spliced from 15 exons. Bases 667 to 1821 code for a protein of 384 amino acids. The record is from RefSeq and is a predicted model, not a curated record. Lineage: Eukaryota; Viridiplantae; Streptophyta; Magnoliopsida; Nymphaeales; Nymphaeaceae.
GCAGGAACGCCGAUCGGUUCAGCGAGGCGAGGUGGAGGAUCGGUCAGGCAUUCGUUCCCGAGGAAAUCGUAUUGAUUUCUUUUUGCUUGUUCGGUCUUGGGUCAUGUUGAAGAUCCCCAGGUCACUUCCUUUUUGCCGCUACUUUGUGCCAGAAUAACAAUCACUGUUAUAAGGUGCUAAUAUCUGCAGUUGCUGAUGAAGAUAUCACUAAUCAGUUUCAUUUGAGAUGGAAACUUCUAAUAAAACUAUCAGUCUGCUAAGUGUUUAUGUUGGAUUAUGGGAAGAUAAACCCUAUGUAUGACAGAUAAAAUGUUUUGGGAAAUGAGCAAGUGACAAACAGACAAUGGCACCUGGCCGUAUAUAUACAGGUGGAUUGAGGUCACUAACAUCACCUGGCCAUUGGUUUUUUUCAUGAAUACUAACCUAGUCGAUGUAAGAACAAGUUUGGAUAGAGAUGAUGUGUUGGGAUUACCAAGACCAUGGAGAAACAGGACUAUGGGACUUCUACUGCUGAUCCUGUAUGCAUGGCAUAAGGUCUAGUUGAUGAUAGUGAUACUACAACCUUGAUUUAGACUAGUAAUUAUGACAGUGAAGAUCUAUGUAUUUAUGUGUGCAUGUGUGUCGGUAUGCAUGUAAACCUGCAAGUGUGAACCAUUAGAGCCUACAAUGUCGGUUAAGCAGGGUUUUCCAGGCAGUGUUACUCCUGAUUAUGUCCCUUUCCAAGUUUGGGACACUUUGCAGGGUCUUUCCACCUAUAUAAGAUGCAUGCUGUCCACCCAAGCAUUGCUAAGUGCUAUUGGAGUUGGUGAGAAAAAGGCCACUGUCCUUGGUGCUACAUUUCAGUGGUUCCUGAGGGAUUUCACUGGCAUGCUUGGAGGAAUCUUGUUCACUUUUUUUCAGGGUUCAAAACUUGAUGCCAAUGCCAAAACAUGGCGCUUGGCUGCUGACUUUAUGAAUGAUCUUGGAAUGCUGAUGGACCUGAUUUCUCCAAUUUUCCCCUCAGCAUUUGUGGUGAUUGUUUGCUUGGGGAGCAUAUCCAGAUCUUUUACUGGAGUUGCAAGUGGAGCUACCCGAGCUGCUUUAACGCAACAUUUUUCUUUAGAGAACAAUGCUGCAGACAUUUCUGCGAAGGAGGGAAGUCAAGAGACUGUGGCAACUAUGGUGGGAAUGGUGUUGGGAAUGCUUCUUGCUCAUGCUACUAUAGGGCAUCCUGUUGCCAUCUGGUUUUCAUUUCUCACUCUCACUAUGUUUCAUCUAUAUGCCAAUUACAAAGCAGUUUGCUCCCUUUCACUGACUACAUUAAAUGAUGAAAGGAGCUCAAUAUUACUGAAAUAUUUCAUGGAAACUGGUCAAGUUUUGUCUCCCCAGCAGGUUUCAGUGAUGGAGCAUGUUAUCCCGUCAUGGAUCUGCUUGUGGAAAUCAAAGACAGCUGAACUUCCAUGCAGAAAAAUCCACCUGGGCGUGAGGGUUUCAACCUUGAAGCAUUCAGAAAUGCUGGAGUUAGCGAGAUCACCAAGUUCACGUCAUGGGAAAGCAAAGUACUUGCUGCUGGAGCAGAAUGGAAUAAUCUGUGUGAUUAUACACAAGGAUUCGACUGCUGCUGAUGUUUUGCAAUCAUAUAUCCAUGCACUUGUGGUGGCACACCUUCUUAGUAUUGGUAGGCAUGCCCAAGCGGAGAGCAAUCUUUGGGUUGACAAGAAUUAUUCCAUCUUUAUGUCCAAGUUACAGGCUUCAGGAUGGAACACUGAGCGGCUUCUUGCCCCUGCAGUUGUCUAUAGAGCAAGCUGGGAGUGCAAUCCCACCACUGAGAAGAGUAGCUGAUUUUCACAUUAGCCACAACUCUACUUAGAUAAACGAACCUGCAAUCAUUGUUCUAAUUGGUACACUUUUAGCUUUUCAUUUUUAUGCAUCAAAGUAUUGAUUUUUACAAUUGAAAUUGCUGAUUGUUGCAAAGCUGUUGAAACAACUUCACCUUGACAAUUGAGAAAUAGUACAUUUAUAUCAUCUGUAUAGUGUAAACCAUAAAAAAAAAAUUAUUAGCUCAA